Argiope bruennichi is the source of this 4177-nucleotide messenger RNA. It is a transcript of the gene Spt5, whose product is annotated as transcription elongation factor SPT5-like. NCBI's taxonomy places the organism in Eukaryota, Metazoa, Arthropoda, Arachnida, Araneae, Araneidae. Gene Ontology annotation, cellular component: DSIF complex. Gene Ontology annotation, biological process: transcription elongation by RNA polymerase II; regulation of transcription by RNA polymerase II; regulation of DNA-templated transcription elongation. Bases 86 to 3355 code for a protein of 1089 amino acids. Gene Ontology annotation, molecular function: mRNA binding; protein binding. The record is from RefSeq and is a predicted model, not a curated record. The transcript is spliced from 27 exons.
AUAUCGUGACUAAUUUUGACAUCAGUCCUUAUCGACCAAAAUGGCGGAUACUCUCAUUCAGCUUUGAGCCACUGUCGCCAUAGCCAUGUCUGACAGUGACGACAGCAAUUACUCUGCAAAUGCUAGUGAAGAAAGUGAGGUUGAACAAGAUGAUGCAAAAAGUGAUGCUGGAUCUGAUGCUGAAAGUGAUGCAGGAAGUGGAAAUAAUGAUGAUGAAGCUGAAGAAGUGACAGAAGCAGAGGCUGCAGCUGAAGAGCCGCAAGAUGAAGAUGAGCCUGAAGGAGAAGAUCUUGAUGAGGAAGAGGAGGAGGAUGAAGAUGAAGAAGAUGACGAAGAGGAUGAUGACGAUGAUGAUGAUAAGAGAAAGAGAAAGAAAAAGAAACCUAGAUAUGGAGACUUCAUCUUGGAUGAAGCUGAGGUAGAUGAUGAAGUAGAAGAAGAAGAAGAGUGGGAAGAAGGUGCAGAAGAUAUAAUAGAUCGCACUCGUCCCACAGAAGAAAAUACUUCCCGAGAUAUAGACAGUCAUCGUCGUCUUCAAAUGAUGUGGACAUCCCAAAAAGAAGAUGAAAUUGAAGAUUACUAUCGAAAAAAGUAUGCUGAAUCAUCUGCAGCAGAAAAAGGUUAUGGUGAUGGAGGUGAUCAUGAAUUACCUGAUGAAAUUGCCCAGCAAACUCUACUGCCCAGUGUAAAAGAUCCAAAUCUCUGGAUGGUUAAAUGUCGUAUUGGAGAUGAAAAAGCCACGGUGUUGUUGUUGAUGAGAAAAUUCAUUACUUACCAAUACACAAAUGAGCCACUGCAAAUCAAGAGUGUUGUAGCUCCUGAAGGAGUUAAAGGUUAUAUUUACAUUGAAGCCUACAAACAAACUCAUGUGAAGCAGGCUAUAGAAGGAGUUGGAAGUUUGCGGAUGGGACAAUACCAGCAAACGAUGGUUGCCAUUAAAGAAAUGACAGAUGUUUUACGAGUGACAAAAGAAAAGGCCCAGUUGAAACCAAAGCAGUGGGUGAGAUUGAAACGAGGGAUAUAUAAAGAUGAUUUAGCUCAAGUUGAUUACAUAAAUGUGUCUAAUAAUACUGUACAGCUGAAGUUGAUUCCCAGGAUUGAUUAUACUAAAAAGCGAGGAGCAUUACGAACAAAUGAGCCAGAAAAGCGUAAAAAAGGAAAGAAACCUCCUGCAAAAUUAUUUGAUGUUGAUGCAAUCAGAGCUCUUGGUGGAGAAAUAACAACCAAUGGAGAUUUACUUGUAUUUGAGGGUAAUCACUACAGUCGCAAAGGUUUUCUUUACAAGAGUUUUGCCAAGUCAGCUCUGAUCAUUGAUGGUGUGAAACCUACUCUCUCUGAACUUGAAAAAUUUGCUGAAGAAAGCGAUACUUCAAAAAUGACACUUGAAUUCAGUGAAAGUGGGCAAGAUGAUGCAAGUCAUAGCUUCUCUCCUGGUGAUAAUGUGGAAGUAUGUGAAGGUGAGUUGAUUCAUCUCCGAGGACGAGUUAUUGCUGUGGAUGGAAACAAAGUCACUAUGUUACCUGAUCAUGCAGAUUUAAAGGAUCCUUUAGAAUUUCCAUCUCAUGAAUUAAAAAAAUACUUUGAAAUUGGUGACCAUGUAAAAGUUAUUGCUGGAACAUAUGAGGGAGAUACUGGAUUAAUCGUGAGAGUUGAAGAUAAUGUUGUUUUGGUAUUUUCGGAUCUUACUAUGCACGAGCUUAAAGUUCUUCCUCAAGAUUUGCAACUAUGCACUGAUAUGGCUACUGGUGUUGAUUCUAUGGGUCAAUUUCAGUGGGGAGAUUUGGUUUUAUUAGAUGCCCAAACUGUUGGCGUUAUUGUUCGACUUGAGAAAGAAUAUUUCCAUAUCCUGAAUAUGCAUGGAAAUGUUAUUAAAGUAAAGCACCAAAGUGUUUCAAAGAGAAAAGAUACUCGACGAGCUGUUUCUUUAGAUUCUGAGUCGAACCAAAUUCAAGUUCGUGAUGUAGUAAAAGUUAUUGAUGGACCACAUUCAGGAAGGCAAGGUGAAAUCAAGCAUCUUUAUCGUAGCUUUGCAUUUUUACACUCUCGUAUGAUGACUGAAAAUGGUGGUAUCUUUGUUUGCAAAACACGUCAUUUGAUUUUAGCUGGAGCAGGAAGUAAUAAAGGCAGACCACUAUCUGAGAUCAACAUGCGUUCUCCAUUCCAUGCUGCUUCUCCUCGCAUUAACAGCCCAAUGCACCCAUCUGCUGGAAGCAAUAAACCAGCUGGAGGUUUUAUUGCUGGUGGUGGUGGAGGAGGAGGAGGAGGAGGAGGUGGUGGUGGUGGUUUUGGCCGUGGAAGAGGCCGAAGGGACAGUGAGCUGAUUGGGCAAACUAUAAAGAUUACUCAUGGGCCUUAUAAAGGUCAUAUUGGUAUUGUGAAGGAUGCUACUGAAGCUACAGCUCGUGUAGAACUUCAUUCUAAGUGUCAGACUAUAUCUGUUGAUAGAUCAAGAUUGGCUGUUGUUGGUGGUCCUAGUAGAGGAAGUCUUUCUAGCUAUAGCCGUACCCCGAUUUAUGGCAGUCAAACUCCAAUGUAUGCUGCUGGUUCAAGAACACCCAUGUAUGGAUCACACACUCCUCAGUAUGAUACUGGCAGCCGCACACCCCAUUAUGGAAGUCAAACACCAUUGCAUGAAGGAAAUCGUACACCUAGCCAUGGGGGUGCAUGGGAUCCAACUAAUGCUAAUACUCCUGCUCGGGGUAGUAAUGACUUCGACGAUUACCCAUAUGAUGAACCUUCACCAUCGCCAGCUUACAACCCUGCAACUCCUGGUUAUCCUGACAAUUCACAAGGUCCUUAUACUCCACAGACACCUGGGAAUGCACUGUAUAAUUCAGAUCAUACGUAUUCACCAUAUCAACAGACACCAUCUCCAUCAGCUUACCCAGGUGGUACACCCAGUCCAUCUGCUUAUGCUGCCACACCUAGUCCUUCAGCAUAUGUUGGAACACCUUCUCCAAGUGGAUAUGGGUAUAGUCCAAUGACACCGGGAGCCCCAGCAACCCCUGGAGGUUUAGACAUGAGUAAUGUGGAAUGGCAGACAACAGAUAUUGAGGUUACAAUUAAAGAUUCCCAUGGUGAUGAUGGAUUGAGCGGACAAACAGGAAUUAUUAGAGGAAUUUCCGGUGGAAUGUGUUCAGUAUUUUUGCCUAAAGAAGAUCGAGUGGUUAAUAUUUUGGGAGAGCACUUGGAACCAGUUGUGCCAAAUCGAGGAGAUAAUGUGAAAGUUAUAAUGGGUGAAGAUCGUGAAGCAACUGGAAGACUUGUUAGUAUAGAUGGAAGUGAUGGUGUAGUAAAGCUUGAUAGUAAAGAUCUUAGGAUGAUGAAUUUGAAGUUCUUAUGCAAAAUGAAGUAGAAUUUGAAAUCAGAACUCUUUGACUAUUUUUUUUUCUUGGAGGGGAAUGAUCUUAGACAUUCCUAUUCAUAUUUAUACUUUUGUUUUUUGUUGUUGAUAUAUUUCAUCUGACUUUAUGCUCAUAUUGUUUGAAUGAAAAAGUAAUUAUGCCCGUUAAAAAUUUUUAAAUAGUGCAUCUGGGGAAACGUGAUUAUUUCAUGCUGAAAAACAUUUUGUAUAUAUGUGUAUAUAAAUUUGUAGAUGAUGUUGGUGAUGUUCUCUGAGGUCACCACAAAUUCUUACAAUAAAAAUACAUUAAAUAAAUUUUCUUGUGUCAUUUUUUUUUUAUUGGCACAAUCAUCGUGCAAAUUGCCUUUGGUUGACUAACUGGCUUACUUGGAAUACUAGCUGAUUUUAAUUUAAUUAAAUCUCUAAUCCAUAACUUCAUUAUCAUGGCUGUUUCAAAAUACUUUUAAGCAUCAAAUUGUGACUGAUAUUAAAGUUAUAUUAUUUUAAAAACUUAGUGCUAGCUCUCUUUAUUUUGUGUACAAACCUUCCGAAUCGAGAUAUGUCCCAUGAUGUCAUAGUGUCAUUAAAAAAUUACUUUGUCUUUGCAGUAAUACAAUUUCACUUUCUGAUUUCUUGUGCAAAUUAUGCAAAUAAUGAAUACAAUCAUUCUUCUUUAGCUGUCAGCAAUGAAUGGAAGUCACAUGUUUAAAUAUUUGAUGAAGCAGAUAGUGAUUUUAAUUUCACCCCAGCACUGAAAUGUAUUGUUGAAAAAUUUUGUAUAAGAUUGUCAAAAUUACAUAUCAACUAAAUGGCAUUAAGGAAUUUUUUCUUUUU